Molecule: messenger RNA, 1831 nt
Organism: Mytilus californianus (California mussel)
Lineage: Eukaryota; Metazoa; Mollusca; Bivalvia; Mytilida; Mytilidae
Exons: 1
Coding region: 23-1381 (452 amino acids)
Molecular function (GO): zinc ion binding
Source: RefSeq, a predicted model, not a curated record
UGAAAAGGAAAUAUAAAGUUAGAUGGUGAGAGACAAACAGACAAGGAAGUAUAAAAGUCUGACAUGUUUAAAUUUAAAAAUGGCAUUUGCAAGUUCAAUACAAAAAAGUCAAAUUCCAGUUGGAUGUCAGUUAUGUGAAGUUGGAAAUAAGAUUAAUUGGAAAUGUAUCCUAUGCAACUUAUUGUUGUGCGACAAUUGUAAGGACAGGGUCCAUCUAAAGAUUGCUAAGGAUCAUAAAAUACUAGCCAUCAAAGAUAUAGGGAAACAGGAUGGAUCAAAUGAAACUUUCACAUUCAGUGAUGUCAAGUGUGAAGAACAUUUGGGGCAGUCUUGUUGUCUUUAUUGUAAAACUUGUAAUAAAAUUAUCUGUUUGAAAUGUGUUGCUAAAGUUCAUAAUGAACAUGAGUUAAUUGAAGAAGAAGACUACAAUAAAGGGAAGGUAAUGUUGAUGUCAAAACAGAUGAGUAAGAUUAAGUUUGAAAUAUCCAAAGAAUAUAUAACAGAUCUUACUGAUAUUCACCUUAUAGGAGUAUGUUCUGAUGGUUCUAUGUGGAUUGGGGAUAGUAUCAGAUCAACGUUACAACAUGUCAUACUAACAGAGAAUAGAACUGAAGUAAUAACAAGUUUAAACAUUCAGAUUUUUGGAAUGGCAAAAACUCAUUCAAAUAACUUUCUUGUCACAACAGAUUCGACUAAAAUUAAAUUAAUCAACACCGUGAAAGGUCAGAUAACAGAUUCCAUGUAUGAUGUAAAACCAUUGUAUCCAAUCUGUGUUCAUGUGACCAGUGAUCAAAAUGUCAUCAUAGGAGCCAAGUCUCCAGGAGAGAACUACUCUACCACAGGAAGACGUGUAGUUGUUGUAUUGGAUCAGGAAGGAAAACAACUAAAGGAAUAUUGCAAUCGUAAGAAACGAUUAUUUGAUUUGCCUAGAAUUCUAACCAGUACGAAACAUGACAAACAUUUUUUUAACUACCCUAGACGAAUAACCAGUGACAGUAAUGGUAAUAUCUGUUUUGUGGACUGGUUUUCUGAUGAUCGCAGAGGUCAAGUGGUAGUGUUAUCACCUGAAGGAGACAUACUAGGUAUUUACACUGGUCAUUCUGAUGUCAACACUAACAACAAUCCAUUUACACCUGUAGGAAUACUUACAACACCAUCAGAUAAUAUCGUUGUUACUGAUUUGAACAAUCAUUUACUGCAUAUACUGACUAACCAAGGACAAAUUAUUACCUACUACAACCUCCGUGACAUGGGAAUCUUGCAUCCAUACUCCCUUGCUCUUUCUACAUCAGGAACUAUCUAUAUAGGAUGUGUUAAUGCACCAGGAAGUAAAACAACUACAAAGGCCAAACUUUAUGAGUUAAAAUUUUCUGGAUUCUAGUGAUUUGCCUUGUUCUGUCUUCAUCAGGAACUAUCAAUAUUCGAUGUUUUAUCAUGAGUUUAGAUAGUCUGGAUUCUAUUGAUCAAGAAUACGAUUCAGAACAAUGAAAUAUUUUGAAACAAUAAUAAGAAUAAUAUAACAUUUAAUUUUAUUUUGGAAAGUACAAUGUAGUAAACAUUCAAAUUUUACCGAGACAGGUUUCAAUACCUUAAUUGUUUUUGUAUUGUCACAUUAAACAUUAAAUUUUAUCUUCAUGGCAAAGACUCAUUCAUCAUACCAAAGCUUCCCCAAAGCAUCAAGUUCAAACUGAGCCUUAAACAUGUAAAAAAAAUUGGUACAGGCUGCAACGUCUUUGUUAACAGAUGCCAUAUUAUACACGGUAGAUUUCUGAAGGAAAUUUCCUUUUUAAAGAUGCCAAUAUUGAUUUAAUAGAUUAAAUGUAGGAUGUCC